This is a messenger RNA of Caenorhabditis elegans, 978 nucleotides long. It is a transcript of the gene sri-43, whose product is annotated as G protein-coupled receptor. Lineage: Eukaryota; Metazoa; Nematoda; Chromadorea; Rhabditida; Rhabditidae. The record is from RefSeq and is marked reviewed. Bases 1 to 978 code for a protein of 325 amino acids. The transcript is spliced from 5 exons.
AUGGACCUUGGCACGCCAACAUGGUACAUCACAUAUUUCUAUGUAAUCGGUGUAUUUUCAUUUGCACUGAACCUUGCAGUAAUUCUGUUAGUUAUCUAUAAAAGCGAGAGUAUUGAUAACUUUAAGUAUUAUAUUUUGGCGUUUCAGGUAUUCUGUAUGUUGGCUGACUUCCACAUUAGCCUUCUCGUCCAACCGAUGUACCUCUUCCAAUUUAUGACCUAUUCCUGUGUGGGGCCUGCUGCUACCUACAUGUGGGCAAACUACCUUUUGAUAACUACUCACUUGCUCCUUGGAAUUCAGUAUGUCCUCCUGUUCCUUUGCUUUGCUAGGAGACACCAAGCAAUCGCAAAAAUCAAGCAACAUCAUGUGAUUCCUGAAAUUUUGUUCAAUAGCUUUAUAGCUUUUGAGCUAGCUUGUCCAGUGGCUGCGUGCAUUUGUUAUUUCUAUACAGGAGUGGAGCAGGAGAAGGUUGAGGGAUUUAUCGAUCAGAUGUACCCCGAUCACAAAACCGAACUCUUAUCCCUUCAAAACUACGUGAUCUACCGAGAAAACACUGUCUAUAUGAUAUUCUUCGUGAUUUUCAAAAUGCUUGCCGGAUCCCUUGUCUUUCUACUAAUUGCACUCGCCACCUUGGACAUGCAGAAAAUGCUGAGCCCAGUUCGUCGGAAGCUAUCAAUUCAAAACUACAACCACCACAAGAAAGUCAUCAAUAGCCUCCUGGCCCAGUUUGCCGCCGUUUUGGUACUUCUACUGCCUGGUUUAGCAUUCUACACAACAAGAUUGUACCCUUAUGAAACUGGAAAAUGGAUCGUUAACAUCACCUGGUGCAUUUUUCAAAGCCGCUCCUCCAUCAACUCGUUGGUUCUACUUGCAUCUACUCCACCGUACCGAAAUUUUCUAAUGCGUAGACUGGCAGGAAAACGAGAAAAAGUGUCAACUGUCGUUGUUUCAGUACAUACUCGAACAGGGAUGAAUUAA